Messenger RNA from Brassicogethes aeneus, 721 nucleotides. The record is from the annotation of a GenBank genome assembly. NCBI's taxonomy places the organism in Eukaryota, Metazoa, Arthropoda, Insecta, Coleoptera, Nitidulidae.
GACGUAGGCUGAAAAAUACUGAAAGAAAACGACCGAUCGCGAACGUUUCCCCAGUUUAAAAUUAGAUUAAAUUAUUUCGAUCGCCACACUGAAACCUGAAAACCAACAGCUGUUCCGACUGAAAACUGCGUGAAAAACUGUGAUUGUUUAAACAAUAUUUAGUGACACAAUGCCGUCGUUAAGUUCUCCAACUCAAUCAAUGGAUACCAUAUAUCCGGAACCCAUGUCGAGGUUAAAUAGGAGGGUUAUACCCAAAAAAAGAAGAGGAAAUAGCAAUAGAUAUCGAACUCAACCUGUCACAUUUUCUGAAAUUCAGGAAGUAGAUGAAGACAAUGUGGACGACUCAGCUCCGGUGGCGUGUUCCUCGACGGAACUGAACCUCCUCAACAAAAAAUUCGAGGAAUUCAAACGCAAUAGAGACCUGAUACUGAGCAAAAUAGAGCCCGAUACCAUAGACAUAAACAAAAACCAAGUGCCUCUAUCUACGUCAAGGUCAAUAGGUCGACUCCCUUCAAGGCCAUCGUUUUAGAUUUUGUAUAUUUUUUACAUAGGUAGAUGUUAACUAAUGAAAGUUAAAAUUAAACAAUGUGUAUAAGUUAGUCGAGCAGAACCAAUAAACGGAAAAGAUGGGAAAUUAUUUUUAUAUAAAAAAUUGGAUGAUUUCCAAAGAAUCUCUUGUUUCCUGGUAAAUACAUUUUGACAUGGUGAUUCAGACUUCACG